Acyrthosiphon pisum (pea aphid) is the source of this 1616-nucleotide messenger RNA. RefSeq names its product replication protein A 70 kDa DNA-binding subunit-like. Gene Ontology annotation, molecular function: nucleic acid binding. Bases 510 to 1481 code for a protein of 323 amino acids. The transcript has 8 exons. The record is from RefSeq and is a predicted model, not a curated record. Lineage: Eukaryota; Metazoa; Arthropoda; Insecta; Hemiptera; Aphididae.
AAGUAGUGUUAUGUUUAUGUACUCAUAACCUCUGUGGUAAGGGUCCAAGUGCUCUGCCGACGAAGUGGCGUUACCUAUCUUAAUAGAUAGGUAGCUAUUACAUUUUUCGUUGCACUAAUCGUCUCGUCGGAAGUCCAAAGGAACUUAGCAAUUGCGACAGUAGCGAAUACACACGCAGUCAUUACUAUUUGCAAAAAAUACGUUUGCAAACGUGAGCACCAUACUAUACUAUAUUAGUCUUGGAGCAUGGACAGCAAGGCAGUAACUAGUUGUUAGUAGUGCAUGGAAGACCUGUAAAACCUAAUUUCGAAAAACAAAGAGCAUUCAGACAAAACUCAGCACAUAUAGAUGUUCAAUAUUUUAUAUUAUAAUUUUUUACAAUAUAGCCGUGCCUUUUUCUGCUCUUCUGAAACUAGGGAGGUACCUAUAUAAAAACGAAAACUAUACCUCUCACGCGAUUUUUAAUAAAGUUUUCGAAUUUAUAUUCCUUUCAUUUCAAAUUUUCAAAUAUGGAGUACGCAAUUGACGAAUUGAAGAACGUUUGGAAUGGCUAUUAUUGGUCAAUCACAGCACGUGUACUAAAAAAAUCCGAUGUUCUUCCAUUUAAACAUGGCAAUGGAAAAUAUUUUACAACAAUAUUAAUUGACAAAACUACUGAAAUAAGAGCUACUGCUUUUGGAAACGAUGUUGACCGUUUAUUUUCACAACUUCAGGAAAAUAAUGUUUACAAUAUUAAAAACGGAGAAAUAAAAGAAGCAGAUAAGGCAUACAACAAAUCAAAAAAUGAUUAUGAAAUAAUUUUUAAUGGAUUAACAGUUAUAGAAAGGUCUGGAGUUACUGAUAUCCCCAGUCAUCCACAGCUUAAAACUAUUGAAAAAGUUUUUUCAAUGGACAAAAACACUUUAAUUGAUACGAUUGGAGUAAUUAUUAAGAUAGAACAGUCAAAGAAGAUUAAAAAAAUUAACUCUAAUGAUACAUUAAUUUUAAGAAAUAUCAUACUAGCAGACAAAUCUGGAGUUAGGGUUACCGUUACUCUAUGGGAUACAGAAGCUACUAAUUUUAAUGCCAACGAAGGGGAUACUAUGUCAAUAAUAGGAGGAAAAAUUAUUGAUUACAAAAACGUCAAGAAAAUAAGUGUGACUGGAUCUUCAAAAAUCGAAAUUAAUCCUAAUUGGAAUGAAACAUUACAUCUCCAAAAUUGGUAUAAAGAAUUUGAAAAAAAAAAACUUUUAAAUCUGUCUCAAGUGUGUAUCGGUUCUCAAGAACUUGAUAUGUUUGAAAUUUCUCAAAUUAAUAGUAAUACGACUAUAAGCGAGCGUAUUUUGCAACAAAAUAAAAUUGAUUAUAAUUUGAUUUCUAAAAGAUUACUUGAGCUGAAUGAUGAAGAGAAUAAGAUAAAAAUGGAAAGAACUGAAUUAAAUUUUAAGAAACAACGACUUUUAAUCGAACGAGAGAGUGUUAAAAGUCAUUUGGAAAACUAAUUUCAUAAUAAAUACUAUUAUGUAUUAAAUUUUAAUACACUUCAUAUUAUUCUCAAUUUAUACUUUCUUCUGAUUUAUAAUAAUAAUAAUAAUAAUAAACAGAAAAAUAAAUAAACAUCAGCUAUUACCUAUUAG